CCUCGGGCGACUGCAUCUGGGGGCCUCCAACCGCUCUGGUUCUGCGGGGACUGCCUGCAGCCGUGCCUCUUGGUGCCGUCCCCCCUCUGCCCGCUCUGCCGCCUCCCCUUCGAGCCCAAGAAGGUGGACAGAGCUUCUAAUGUGGAGAAGCAGCUGUCGUCGUACAAGGCCCCGUGCCGAGGCUGCAGCAAGAAGGUCACCCUGGCUAAGAUGAGAUCACACAUCUCCUCCUGCACGAAGGUCCAGGAACAGAUGGCCAACUGCCCCAAGUUCGCCCCCGUGGUGCCCACAUCCCAGCCCAUUCCCAGCAAUAUCCCAAACAGAUCCACCUUCGUCUGUCCCUACUGUGGAGCCCGUAACCUGGAUCAGCAGGAGCUGGUCAAACACUGCAUGGAGAACCACCGCAACGAUCCCAACAGGGUGGUGUGUCCUAUCUGCUCAGCGAUGCCCUGGGGUGACCCGAGCUACAAGAGUGCCAACUUCCUGCAGCAUCUCCUCCACCGGCACAAGUUCUCCUACGACACCUUCGUGGACUACAGCAUCGACGAAGAAGCCUCGUUCCAGGCGGCCCUGGCGUUGUCCCUGUCUGAGAACUGAGCCGCGGACCGGAGCCGGAUCCCGCCCCGCAGGUCACCGAUCCGAAGCCCGGGGGGACAAGAGGCUGGCUCGCUCCUCAGCGCUCCCCGCCAAUUAGGCCUCCCCGUCACCUUUAUCCGAACCGCACCUUUUCUAAUAAGGUGGAGUCGUUACCCAUUGCACAGAGCGAGCGCGGGGUCAGCCCCGAAGGCCGGUCCUCGGUGCCCUCCGGGAGGUGGGGAGGAGCCGGAGCUUCCUUUACCAGACAGAGGGUUUGGUUGGCGUGGAAACCUUCCCCCGCCCCGUUUCUGGUAGCGGGAAGUUGACGCGUUCGGUGCCGUUUGGCACGGGAGAUCCUCCGGAGCUCGGCGAGGUGGCCGGGGGGUGUGAAACUGGGUGAAAUCCGAGCGGUCGGUCGUAGCUUGGCAAGCGCGGAGCCCGCUUCUCGCUUCUAGGAGCCCUGCCGGGAACGCAGCAGCCUCCCGGCCCCGUCGGCCGGAGAGGAGAGGCCCGAGCAGCCCCAUCCCGACACCUGGCACUCAGUAAAGCUUCCACCUUGCUCAUUU
Molecule: messenger RNA, 1142 nt
Organism: Tachyglossus aculeatus (Australian echidna)
Lineage: Eukaryota; Metazoa; Chordata; Mammalia; Monotremata; Tachyglossidae
Gene: RNF166
Product: ring finger protein 166
Exons: 6
Coding region: 211-597 (128 amino acids)
Biological process (GO): protein polyubiquitination; ubiquitin-dependent protein catabolic process
Molecular function (GO): ubiquitin protein ligase activity
Source: RefSeq, a predicted model, not a curated record